Messenger RNA from Lolium rigidum, 414 nucleotides. RefSeq lists its product as uncharacterized. The transcript has 2 exons. The coding region runs from base 1 to 414 and encodes 137 amino acids. The record is from RefSeq and is a predicted model, not a curated record. Lineage: Eukaryota; Viridiplantae; Streptophyta; Magnoliopsida; Poales; Poaceae.
AUGGCAGCAAACAGUCUGGCCAAGAUGGUGUCUGUGGCCCAACAGAAUGAGCUUGUUGACGACGACGAGCUGUUCGAGCUCGACAUCUCGCUCCUCCGCGGCUUCGACGACGACGACGUCCAGGACCGACACCGCGCUAGUGACGGCGCUGGUGAUUGCGCACAUGCCCUGCUGGCCAACUGCUUGCUGCCGGUGAGCUCGGUCAGCAUGGCGGUGCCGGUGACGGCGAACGACGCCGUCUCAGCCUGCUACGCAUUCUCCACGUACAGCAACCCGAGGAGGUUCAGCGUCGGCAUCAGUGGCGGUGGCAGGAGGAAGCUUGGGCGUGCAGCUGCUGACGGCGGCAUUUCCAGCUGGGCGAGGUUUCGCCUCUCCAGCAGGGGAUUCGCAACCGUGGGGAAUUUCCAGAGAUAG